Dichomitus squalens LYAD-421 SS1 is the source of this 1906-nucleotide messenger RNA. Its product is annotated as GMC oxidoreductase. The record is from RefSeq and is a predicted model, not a curated record. Bases 62 to 1906 code for a protein of 614 amino acids. Gene Ontology annotation, molecular function: oxidoreductase activity, acting on CH-OH group of donors; flavin adenine dinucleotide binding. Lineage: Eukaryota; Fungi; Basidiomycota; Agaricomycetes; Polyporales; Polyporaceae. The transcript is spliced from 15 exons.
CAAGACGUCUUCAGCAUACUGCGUUGUUGAAAGCGACCCACCGCGUCAAACCAAGCCAGCCAUGGGCUAUGGUCACUCGAGACUUCUUGCAACUGAUCCAUCGCAAUACGCUACGCCGUGGUCUCCUGCUGAUGGUGCUGCGGUGAUACCUCCUGGAGAAUGGAAUUCGUUCGACUAUGUCAUAGUUGGUGGCGGGACUGCGGGCUGUGUGCUGGCCUCUCGGUUGUCUGAAGAUCCCAGCGUGACGGUACUUCUCAUAGAGGCUGGAACGAGUCACCGAAGCAGUUUCUUUAGCCGCAUACCCAUGGGUUUCCCCCGCCUAUUCAAUACCAUCUAUGACUGGAAGUACCGCACUCAACCUCAGCGGGAGCUUGGUGACAGACCAGUCGACUGGCAGCGGGGAAAGAUACUUGGCGGUUCCAGCUCCAUCAAUGCCCAGCUGUACCAUGAGUGCGACCCAGCAGACUUCGACUCGUGGGAGAGCCAAGGUGCCACAGGAUGGGGCUAUGAAUCGAUGAGAAAGUACUUUCGGAAGGCGGAAAGGUAUAUGUCGCACCCUUCGCACCUUGUCGAUCCAUCGGGUCAUGGACGUGAUGGUCCUUGGAUCACCUCACACGUGCCAAUAGCUCCUAUCUCUGCCAAGGUCAUUGAGGCUGCUAAGACGUUGCGAAUACCGGCUUCAAACGAUUUCAACACUUCGGAGGGAACGCUCGGUGCUGGUUACUUCGUCGCCAGCAUUGACGAGAAACAUGAACGGACUUCCGCAGCAACCGCGUACUUGAGGGAAGAAGUCUUGAAAAGACCGAAUCUGCUUGUCGCAAUAUCUACAACUACCGAGAAAAUCUUGUUCUCGUCCGACGAGACGGGCGAUCCCACCGCCGUCGGCGUGCAGAUCAGUAGAGGCGAACGAGCCGCGAAGUACGUUGUCGGCGCUCGCAAGGAGGUCAUAUUGUCGGCUGGGGCGAUCGGGUCGCCUCAGCUGCUCUUGCUUUCUGGUAUCGGACCUCGUGCACAUCUGGAGAAGCUCAACGUUCCUGUCGUUCGCGAUCUCCCCAAAGUAGGCCAGAACUUGCUGGAUCAUUUCUCUGCAGGGGCGCUGCUGUUCCGCGCGAAACCGGGCUUCACUUGGGAUUGGGUCGUUUAUAAUAUCUACUGGUCGGCUGUCGCUUUGGUCCAAUGGCUCAUUCUUGGAACCGGGCCACUCUCCUCCCUGGCAACGCAGGUCGGCAUAUUUGUGCGCUCGGAUGACCCAAACCUCCCCUACGGGGAGUCGCUUCCUGUCACGGAUAUGAGCUCUGGCCCUCGUGCACCGGACAUAGAGUUUGCGAUUGCUCCGUUUGUUGUCAUUGAAAGUGGCGCUCAUACACCUCCUCGCGGGACUCAUGGCAUCACUGCGGGCUCUGUUCUGCUGAAACCGUGCAGCAAAGGGUCAAUUGAACUACGUUCCGCAAGUGUGUACGAUCACCCUAUCAUUGAUCCCAACUACCUCUCGAAUGAGAGCGAUUGGAACGUCAUGAUCAGGGCGACACGGCUCUUGCUUCGGCUUGCAAGGGCUCCGCCAUUGUCCGACGCGCUGGACCUUCGGACGCUGUCCGCACCCGGAGACCCGCUAUUCUGGCCAGGCGAUGCGGACCCGGAGAAGAUCAUGGACGAAGAGAUCAAAGCAGUCAUUCGGCGCUACGGGCAAUCCGCAUGGCACCCGAGACAGACGUCUUCUGCGCGAAUGGGCUCUUCUCCGCAUGACAGCGUGGUUGAUAUCGAGCUGCGGGUGCAUUGCGUGCGGGGCCUGAGAGUCGUGGACGCAUCGAGUUUCCCCGACCAAGUCUCCGGGCAUCCCUGCGCUGUUGUGGUGGCUAUGGCGGAGAAGGCGGCAGAACUGAUUGCGACGUCACGUUCGCAAGGAUGA